CACAAUAUCUUACAGAAAGGGAAAGUCUCUAAUUGCUGGCAAAUUAGCUACCACUCUAGUCUUACCAUCACCAUUUCCACCAAGAUAUAAAUACUAAAUCCUUCAAGCUAGACAGAUGGGAAAAUCUAGUUGCUAUGCAGCGGCGUCAGGGAUAAAGAGAGGUCCAUGGACUCCUGAGGAGGACAGAAAGCUUUUAGCGUACAUUCAACUACACGGCCAUGGAAGCUGGCGUUCCUUGCCCCAGAAAGCUGGUCUCAAAAGAUGCGGGAAGAGCUGUAGGCUAAGGUGGAGAAACUACCUCAGACCUGAUAUUAAGAGGGGAAAUUUCAGCUUGCAUGAAGACCAAACCAUCAUUCAACUCCAUGCACUUCUUGGCAACAGGUGGUCGGCCAUAGCUGCCCAUUUGCCAAGGAGAACAGACAACGAGGUCAAGAACUAUUGGAACACGCAUCUGAAGAAAAGGUUGGCAAAGAUAGGGUUUGACCCUGUAACCCACAAGCCCAAGGCUGCCAUUCUUGGCUCUGCAAAUGGCGACCCCAAAAACUGGUCAAAUCUCAGCCACAUUGCUCAAUGGGAAAGUGCCAGGCUUCAAGCCGAAGCAAGAUUUGUCAAAGAAUCCAAACUGCGUAUGCUUGAAUCUGCGCCAGCGCCGUCGCUUUCCGAUGAACAUCAUCAGUUUGCUCCACCACUAGUUCCACAGUGCCUUGACAUACUACGAGCAUCCGCAUGGGAAAGCCUAAUAUCCAUGUCAAGGUCAUCGUCCAGAUCGGCUGCCCUAACCAAUAUGAACGGCCAGGGUAAUGUUUCAUUUGGUGAUCAUCAUCAUGUUAAUGAUCAUGGUAUUAAUAUGAACGCCCAAGAUUAUGGCUCUAAUUUUGAGGCUCCAACAUCUGAUCAACAAUUAUCAAGCCUGAUGGGAUAUGACGAUGCAGCGCUCAUGUCAUCAGUAGCCACUGGAUCGAUGAAUAUUAAUGAACUUUUCGGUGAAUACUGUGGUGAUGAAUGCAGUGAAUUAUUGCCGGCACUCCACCACGAUACUGGGUUUGAAUUUGGGGAUGCUUGGACUAGUUUGGAACAAUUAAUGUAAGAAGCAGUGAUCGACAUCAUGACGACGUGAACGAUCAGUAGUCAGAUUUUAACUUGACGGAGGGGUUAAUAAACGUGUAUAUCAUGUUAUGGUUAUUUCUUAUGAAUAAUUCUCCACCAGUA
This is a messenger RNA of Malus domestica (apple), 1209 nucleotides long. Its product is annotated as transcription factor MYB106-like. The record is from RefSeq and is a predicted model, not a curated record. Lineage: Eukaryota; Viridiplantae; Streptophyta; Magnoliopsida; Rosales; Rosaceae.